AUGCCAGCACAUGUGAAGUUCCAAUUGGGAAAACUUUAUUUUUUCUAUACUGAGAAUUUGGAAUUGGCGGUGCAGUACCUGGAUUCUGCUUACGACAUGAUGACGCGGAUGGGCGAGUACUUCAUCCAACCGCGGUUAGAAGCUUUGGUUCUCAUCUGCGAAGCUCUCAUUCACGCAAAACAACUAUUGAUAUCGGAAAGAGUGUCAGCCUCCGUUUCAGCAUCAUAUCUCGGUUUCAGGAACAGAAUGCCAAUAGAAUUUUGGUUUUGGGCGUGGAGUAUAGUGCAGAAAAUGACGGGCACACUGAAGGAAGCUGAGGAACUAGGAUCAACUUUUGCCAAAGUCUUCCUGAGGCUACACUCGUUGCCGAAGCUGCUGGCCGUACGCGAGAAGUACUCCUCAGCCAAAGUGCUACCCGUGUCCCAGUUGUAUGAUAGUGAUAUCAAAAUUCUCACCCAACUUUCAUCAUAG
Molecule: messenger RNA, 471 nt
Organism: Cylicocyclus nassatus
Lineage: Eukaryota; Metazoa; Nematoda; Chromadorea; Rhabditida; Strongylidae
Source: the annotation of a GenBank genome assembly